AUAGAAACGCGCUCGAGCUUGUCCAAUGAAUUCCUUUCAAUCAGUGUUUGAUGCUCUAGUUCUGUAUCGUGAGAAGUAGACGCUUGGAAUUGGAAUUUCAGUACGAAUCUCACCUGUAGAUUCGCAGAAACGUGUAGUACAGGCUCUCUCCAUCAUUGCUCGCGUAGUUGAAAAAGACGAAAUUGAUAUGUGUCGAUUUUGUAUGGGGGAACGCUUCUGUGAUAUGUGUUGGUGAUUCUCCGUCCGUCGUACGCCUACGUUUUUGACUGAGUAAGCAGCAUGAUGAAGCGAUCUUUUGCUACCGAUGCGCUCGCAGAAAAGUGAGGCGAGAGUGCGAAUCUGACGACGAAGCGACCGUGAUCUUGCUGAAGAAGCCUUUCCUGACGCUUGAAGAUUCCUCUCAGAAGAGGUUUUCGCGACAAAGCAAGCGACGACAACCAAGUUUGUGGAACCUCUGAGUAUCACGAGAAUCCACGAACAAGAUGGCGGGUGAAGAGGGCGGCAGUUCGGCGUCCAACGCCAAGGCGUCGCACCUCCAUUUCGGUAUCGCGAAAGCUGGCGGUCAGAGGGAAGCGGGACCUGAGGGCCACACAAUCGAACUGAAGGCCGAUGAAAUGGCAGCAAAGAGGGAAGCCUUUAAUGCGGCAAGAGCGCAGAUCACGGCAGAUAUCCAUGCAAAAAGGACGAUUCAACUGCCAACACAGGAUCCAGCAGUGAGGACGAAACUACGCGAAUAUGGAGUGCCAAUUACGCUAUUUGGAGAAGGGCCGUACAACUAUCCCUUGCUUUCUUUGCUCUCUCAACCCGCAGAGGCAUCUAAUAUUGUUUUAAAGCUACUGCUCUCAAGAUUCUUUCAUGAGAAUCUGAGAUGGUUUGCUGCUGAUGCUAUAGUGCUUAUCCUAUGACUCCUCUGAUUAGGAUCCACAGUGAUUUGCAUGAUUUCUAGUUCGUAGCAAGUAUGCCAAGCAAAGUGUCCCAAACAUCCUCAAAAUAAGCUCACAACCCUCACAGGUACGAACGGCGGGAGCGUUUGAAGUCUAUUAUGACUGGUGAUAAGAAGAUAGAUAGUGGCAAAACAGCCAGAGUGGACGAUGACCAGCAGCAUGAAGAGUUUUUUACAGUAGGAAGUGAAGCGCUGAAGGAAAGGAGAUGGGAGAUUGCAAGGUAGUGGUCAAACAGAUUUGAAACUUGGUUAGUUAUUUACAACAUGUCAUCAUUGACAACAAUCAAUCUUUCAAUACGCCCUUCAACGAACAAGAACGUCGUACUGCUAGAGCGAAAAUACAUCGAUGUGGUCCAUCAUCAUGGGAACCAACUAAGGUAUUCUCUCGCCGCCGCCGCUUGCCGACUAGACGCCGAGCGUGCCUUACUCCCGCGACGCGAGCUAGAAGAAGCAGAGACGGAUCGCGUAGGCCGAUGGCUACAACAGAGUGCGAGUAUCGAGCUGUCGCAAGUUGGAGAUGAGCGACCCUUGACGCAAGGUAGGUUUUCUCCCGAUGGGAGGAUGUUUGCAACAGCUAGUUGGACCGGACUCGUGAAAUUGUGGAACGUGCCUUCGGGUUCACACUUGCGGACACUGCGCACGGCAACGGAAACGCGAUCACACGGGGUUUGUUUCGCGAAACCGAGCCAGGGCGGAGGAUCGGGUACAACUAUUUUUAUGUUGAAUAUACAAUGUUGACUUCCUUGAUUUCAUAGAAAGGUCGGUGUUUUUGGAAAAGAUUGUUUCAAGUACAGAGAACACAGUAUCAUCGAGUACAACAAAAAUGUUCCCAAUCCUAGGUCCAGACGAUGCAAUGGACGUUGACGGCGAAAAGCAUGCUAGUCAAAAUAGGCAGAUGCUGGCAGCUGCUAUGGCCAAUGGGUCAGUGUGUGUUUGGAACACGGAACAGGAACUUCCAGUGUGCACUCUCAAGGGUCACGAAGACCGAGUAAACCGAGUAGCGUUUCAUCCCAGUGGUGCGGGAAUACUGGCCUCAACUUCCCAUGAUCAGACGUGGAGGUUAUGGGACGUAGAAAAGCAAACGGAGAUUUUAUGCCAGGAAGGACAUAGCACAGGUAAAUACUUACCGUUUUAUGACAGGAGUGACAUAGUACUAGUACUUCUCGAGGAUCACAAUCAUACUCAUACAGCAACGUUCUACUUGAAAAAAACCAAGGAACCAAAAAGAUUGAUAAGUAAACCCACGUGGGCCAUUAUUUACAACAACCCACGCUCAACACAUUACUCACGCUCGUGUUCUCAAACUUGAAACUUCCUUACAGCAUACUUGAUUUAUCUCCAGGUGUUUACGGUGUUGCGAUACAUCCUGAUGGUAGUUUGAUAUGCACCACCGAUCUUGGUGGGAUAGCCAGAGUUUGGGACAUGAGGACAGGCCGCACAGUCUUCCCACUGCAGGGCCAUCACAGCCAGAUUCUUAGUUGCGAUUUCAACAAGCACGGCUUUCAAAUCAUGACCGGGAGCGAUGAUAAUACGGUACGAUAUUAGUCUACAACUACGGAGUAUUAUCAGAAGAUGAUUGAUACAUAGUUUAUCUUCCCUAUAUGUCAUAUCAACAUCAUACCUCACAUGAAGCUUGUUGGUACUACUAGGAGAACGAAAUUCAACAUCAUCAUCUCCCUUCUAAAGGAAGAAAUCCUAAUUCAUGCCAAAGGUUCGUUUUUGGGACAUGCGUAAAAGACAGUGCGUCUCCACGCUCCAAGCGCAUUCGAAGUGCGUUUCUGAGGUCCAGUACGACGCUAGCGGACGCUUUUUCGUCUCUUCCUCCUACGAUAAAACCGUAAAACUCUGGAACGCGAACAACAAUCAUUGUAUGAAAGUUCUCGUAGGACACGAAGCGAGGGUGAUGGGAGCAGCUUUGUGUCCUGUUCUCGUGCAAGGCCAGCACUGGAUAGGCAGUGUGGCGUUUGACCGAACAUUUAAAUUUUGGGCAACGAGGGGACAGGCGUCAGACUAUGAUGAUAGGGAGUAGGCGUCAGACUACGAUGAUGGGAAGUAGAUGCUUAGAAGCAGGAACACCAAAGAACGACAUGAAGCUUCUUCAUAAGACUACUACAUCAGCAAGCACCACAACCACUUCCAGAACGAACAAGCAGGUGGAGGAGAAAAUUGGUGCUGUCCCUGAAGAACUACAACCAGGGAAGAAAAAUAGCGAUUAUUCUUGGCGAUAUUAAAUCUGGAACCACAGACACAUGUGAUCUGUUUUAAGGCUUCACCCAUACCCAAAUGAAGCAGUUCGCGCACAACUCCCUCUCUCCACAUAGAUCGUGACACACAUCAUACAACCUCUUCGACGUGGUAAGGUUUUCACUGAUCAUAACUCGACAGGAAGAUUGAGUUUUUUACUGGGUCUCUUUUGGUUCAUCAAC
Molecule: messenger RNA, 3369 nt
Organism: Amoebophrya sp. A25
Lineage: Eukaryota; Dinophyceae; Syndiniales; Amoebophryaceae
Source: the annotation of a GenBank genome assembly